ACAAUUCCAAUUGGCAUUUGUCAGUUCAUUGCUAAAUAAAUUCUUCAAGUUCUUCUGCGAGCCAAUCUGUUGAAUUAAUUUAGAAAUUUUCUCCAAAAGUGUUAUUUAUUGAAUAUUUUGUGCAAUUUCUUUUGUUAAUGUGCUACAGAACUGUGUGCACUUAUUAAAAUUAGCUAAUUUGUGUUGGGGAAAAAGUAAAAAUAUGGAGGAUAUAUUUCAUUGGUGCCGUGAGGGAAACUCAAUACAAGUACGCCUUUGGCUAGAAGAUACGGGCAAUGAUAUGAAUUUAGGUGACGAUCAUGGUUUCAGCCCGCUGCAUUGGUGUGCCAAAGAGGGCCACACAAAAUUGGUGGAAACGCUUAUACAGCGUGGCGCACGCGUUAAUGCCACCAACAUGGGCGAUGAUAUACCGCUACAUUUGGCCGCUGCGCAUGGGCAUCGUGACAUAGUGCAAUUAUUAAUACGCGAACGCUCCGAUGUCAAUGCCGUCAAUGAACACGGCAAUACACCGUUGCAUUAUGCCUGCUUUUGGGGUUACGAUAUGAUCUGUGAAGAUCUAGUUAACGCUGGUUCACUCAUCUCAAUUGCCAACAAAGAUAACGAUACACCCUUGGAUAAGGCAAAACCGGGUUUGUCAAAGCGUUUGCAUGAUUUGGCCGAACGUAAUGGUCAUGACAUCAAGAAAAUCAGUUUUAAAGAACAAAGUUGGUUGGGCACCAAAACACGUUCACGCGAUGCUACACUCUCACGCUUUAAGGGCAUCAAUUUGGGUGAAUUGGAUUUGCAUACGAAAAUCGCCGUUACGCCGUCGGGCGAGACAUGGCGUGGACGUUGGCAAAAGAACGAUGUUAUUGCGAAGAUUUUAGCGGUGCGUCACUGCACGGCGCGUAUAUCGCGUGAUUUCAAUGAAGAGUUUCCAAAACUGCGCAUUUUCUCACAUCCGAAUAUCUUGCCAAUAAUUGGCGCAUGCAAUCAGCCACCGAAUCUAAUUACAAUUAGUCAGUUUAUGACACGUGGUUCACUCUUUAAUUUGCUACACCGUGCUACUGGUAUCGUUGUGGAUACGGCGCAAGCAGUGCGUUGCGCUUUGGACAUAGCACGCGGUAUGGCGUAUCUACACUCGCUAGAACGCAUCAUACCCACAUAUAAUCUAAACAGUCAUCAUGUGAUGAUCGAUGAUGAUUUGACCGCACGCAUCAAUAUGGGCGAUGCGAAAUUCUCCUUCCAAGAGAAGGGACGCAUUUAUCAGCCCGCCUGGAUGUCACCGGAGGCGUUACAACGCAAGGCGGCCGAUCGCAACUGGGAGGCAUGCGAUAUGUGGAGCUUUGCCAUUAUCCUAUGGGAGUUGACGACGCGUGAGGUGCCAUUUGCCGAAUGGUCGCCCAUGGAAUGUGGCAUGAAGAUUGCAUUGGAAGGGCUGCGCGUGAAAAUACCGCCAGGCACGUCGUCACACAUGUCGAAAUUGAUCACGAUCUGCAUGAAUGAGGAUGCUGGCAAGCGACCGAAAUUCGAUAUGGUCAUACCGAUUUUAGAUAAGAUGAAGCGCUAGAGGAAAGGAAAGAGAAAAAAUAAAAAAGGAAAGGAAGAAAAAAGAAAGGAAAAACUUGUUCGCUUAAAAAUCAUACAAAAAAAUAUUUGUGUGUGUAUUGUAUUCAAGUCAAGCACAACGGAAAUGCCAACUAAUUUAAUAAAUACGAAAUUACCAUAUUCGCCUUUGCCAAAUCACUAAAGUGCCUAAAAACGUUGGAAUUGCAAAUUAACGCAAAAAAGGAGAAAAAUAAUUGCACAAAAGUAUAUUUAGUAAUUUAUAACAAUUUUACAUAUAAAUAAUGUUGUUCUUGCAACUGCGAAACUUCAAAUACUACUACUACAACAACUACUACGUCUGCUACUACCCACCCAAUGGAGCAUUACAAUUAAUUUAUUUAAUAUUAUUUUACGUUUAUAUAUAUAUAUGUAUGUCUACUAAUCUCUACUAAGCUAAGGAACGAAUUUAAUUUUAUUUAAUCAUUAGCUGUCUUGUCGGUGCUCUAACUGUAUUAUUAAUACCAACACAGUUGUAUUUCGUUCGUUUAACUACUUUCAAUGCCUUCUGCUGUAUGUUUGUAUUGUUUUUGUACUCAUCUUCGUAAUAAUGAAAAAAUACAUAUAUUUUUUGUUAUUGAUGUUAUAUAUUUUGAUAUUUUUUUAUAUUAUACAUAUAUACUCGUAUACAUUAUAUAUUUAAAAUAUUAUGUAAUAGCCAAAAUAACAAAUAAAAUAAUUUAAUAUAGUAUUU
Molecule: messenger RNA, 2278 nt
Organism: Zeugodacus cucurbitae (melon fly)
Lineage: Eukaryota; Metazoa; Arthropoda; Insecta; Diptera; Tephritidae
Gene: Ilk
Product: integrin-linked protein kinase
Exons: 6
Coding region: 203-1549 (448 amino acids)
Biological process (GO): cell-matrix adhesion; protein phosphorylation; integrin-mediated signaling pathway
Cellular component (GO): focal adhesion; stress fiber
Molecular function (GO): protein binding; ATP binding; protein kinase activity
Source: RefSeq, a predicted model, not a curated record